Molecule: messenger RNA, 15217 nt
Organism: Daphnia pulicaria
Lineage: Eukaryota; Metazoa; Arthropoda; Branchiopoda; Diplostraca; Daphniidae
Product: serine/arginine repetitive matrix protein 2-like
Exons: 28
Coding region: 3650-14320 (3556 amino acids)
Molecular function (GO): protein binding
Source: RefSeq, a predicted model, not a curated record
UGACACAAUGACCCGUCCCUUUUUUCUUAACUUCUUUCCCGGCUACUCCUUGGCGAUCAACUCCUUUUUGGCUUCUUGCACUACUUUUAUUUUUCCACUCCGAUUAACAGCACCGAAAAAGAAAAUUUGUAAAACAAAAAACCCACUGACUUAACCAGAGUGAGUUGUGUGUCUGUGUGUGUGUACGUGUCUUGUGUUAUUAGCACUCCACCGCCACCACCUUCACCUCCCGACGCCUCGUGGUGGCGACGACAGUGGGCUCGACUAGCGGGCAGGCCAAGCUCGGCGGAUGUCAUUGCGAGCCAUCCAUCAGCGUCUGUUUCCGAAUCCGCCAGGGGGCCUGUUAGUUACGUCGGUCGCGGAGUUUCUGCUUCACCGGCUACCGGAAGCAAAAGACAACAUUUGAAGGAAGCCGCCCAGCUGCUGGAGGACGCUUUCGCCGGAUUGUAGAAAAAAGCAGAAAAUAGGGUUCACGCAAAACACAUUUUUUUGAAUUAUUCACGCAGCCCAAAAGAAUUUAGUGAAAAGAAGCAAUACGAAGAAGAAGAAGAAGAGGAAUAGUGAUUUCCACACUCUUUAAUAUCUCCCAUCCGUCACCCACCACCACUAUUGGAUGGUAGAAUUGUGCGCUUUGAGCCGCAAAAUUUGCAACGAUUUAGUAGAGAAGAACUUUUCUUGAUAAUCAAAGAAGAAAUACGGAGCCGUUAGUGUUGAUUUUUAUUAGCCUCAAUUCACGAAUAUUAUCCUGUCUUCUUUUUGUUUGAUUUUCCACACUCGUCUUUCUUUUUCUUAGUUCCUCCCUACCAGCCGUCCCGUCGCUCCCAGUUGAAAACAAAAUGUGCCCGCGUUUAAAUUAGAUAAGACGGCGAAAAGUGAUCAAGUCUUUAAAAAUAAUUUUUUUUUUCUUCACUAUUUUAUUUUUAUUUUUCUGGGGAGAACGGGAAAGAAUUCAACAGAUAAAGAAAAAAUCCCCGGGCUUCUUCCUUAAAGAGAAAAAAAAAAAAAACGUUGAUUUGUUUUUUUCAAACACACACUAUACACAUUUAUUACUAACACACGUUACAUUCUAAUUGAGGUUGUGUUUGUCGUCUGCACCGGUCCUGUAGGUAUUUCGGGGAAAUGUUGUAUUUCAUAUUUUUUUUCUCUCUCUUUUUUAAUUAUUCUCAAUUGUUUCCUCCACAAAGAAAAAAAAAUGUUUCUCCUUCUUCUUCUUAAAUAUCGUCUUUAACUAAAAAAGAAUAAUAUAUACCAUUAAGAAUAUAUUAUUAACUAAAAAUUACCAGAGGUUACAGCACACACACCUUCCUAGGCCUUGAUAAAUCUUCAUAAUAUUUUUUAUUUGGGGGAAAGGGUAGGAAUUAAUUAAUUUUGUGCACGUGAUUUUCUCUCUGUGUGUGUGUGAUUGAAAAACACUAAACAUUUAGGUGAAAAAAGAAACGAAUUAUUUAGGAGAGAGAGUAGAGAAUGAGGCGGAAUGAGGAAGAAAUUAAUUGAUUGCGUCGUCUGUCGGAGGGGUGGGUUAUCAUUUGUAUAACCGGAGGCGCCGAAAGAUAACCUGGGCGCGCGCGCUCGUGUUGCGUAUAUAGCCGUUGAUGGAGACCGUCUGAACCGGCUGUUGAUUUGGUGUGUUGAUGUUCAUUUGCUGUUGUAUACAGCACACGAUAAUAUCCCCAUCCACUCCCCCGCCUUUGGCUUGGCUAUACAUCUUUAAUCUAUCUGUCCAAAAAAGAAAAAGCACUUCCUCCACAUCCCGAUUUGAACCCAAAAACAAAUAAACUAUAAUACACUUUUUUUCCAUAGGGUUUUGACCUCAUAUCCGCUUGUGAAUGGAUUUAUUAUUUAGCUUUUUUGUGUUUGUGUGCCUUUCUGCUUAUAUUUUUUUGUUGUCUGUGUCUUGUGUGAUUUGUGUCUUGUUUGCCUUUUGUAGAGCUAACACCCAAAAUGGCUUAUGUAAGCGGUCGGCGGCGGCGGCGUUUUUUCCAGCUCAUCUUAUCGGCUACAGAAAGUGUCGAUCGGGAUCUCUGUAACAAACAGCCCAUGUUCAAAACUGGAGUCUGGAGUCCUUUGGUGUAAGUUUUUUUCAAGCCCAGCGGGUGUGUGUCGGUUUGGCUGAGAAAACAUUACCGGCCCGACACCAUGUGGUUUUUACGAGCCCACAACAACAUUUGAAAAAAGAAAAUUAUUAUUUGCGAUUUAACGGGCGUCCGAUUCCAAGUACGCAGCGUCUAGUAAGUCACUGGUGUUGUACACACAAUCCUACAGGAGAGGAAUGUGUAAACAGAUGGACGUGCGGCUACAAUCCGGGGGGAAUCCAGCUGUGUGUCGGGUUUCUUGUUUGAUAUGAUGAACCCCGAAAUGUUUUGGCGACAACACAAUACCUUCGGCCUAUUUUUUAUUUUUUUUCUCUUUACCUAUUCUUUAUACAGGAGGGGGUUUUGGCCGGUGGUCUGCGGCCCGUGUGUAUUAAUAGAAAAAAAAAAAGAGGUCCGUCAGUGUGUGUGUGUAGUUGGGGGUCCAGCUGCAAUGACGUCACUGCCAGUUUGAUCGCAUUGGCCCCUGGCGCACCACGGCGUGAAUAGGAUAUCAUUGGCAAUACGCUUAACUUUUCCCAAGUUGAGAUGAUCCAAUAGUCUUCGUUAGUUCCUUCCUCCCCUUGCACACUUUUUUAACUUCCAGUUUAUCCAUACAAGACACGCUACCCCCAAGUUUCCAGCAGAACGUCCAGGGAAUUUGGCGUUUUAAGAAGAUAAACCCAAAAAGUGGAAGAAAAUCGUUAAAAAAUUCUCUCGGUCUUAGGACUGGCGCAGAGUGUAUCUUCUUUUGCCUAUAGACACACAUCUGCAUCAGCGGAUAUAUAUUCCCUUGGCUUCCCUUUUUCUACUUGGUUGUAGUUUCUUCACUUUCGUUUGGACUGCGCUGGCGCAAAAGUGAGAGGGGGCCGGAGCCCAAGCCGAUCGACGUCCUCCUCCCCUCCAACCGUUCCUGGGCAGCAAACAACAUCUGCGCAACACACACGAGAGACUUCGAUCCUAGUGUGUUGACGGUAGUCGUCGUCUUUCCAGUGUUGGUAGUCGUCCAAACGGCAGCCAAAAAGUUGUUGCCUUGGCAAAGAGUGUCCAAAAAAGUUUCUGGUGUGCGACCGCAGUCCCUGCGCUGUCCGCGUGUGUCUCGGUUCGUGAUACAGUGUCUUUGCGUGUGUGUGUCUGUGUGUAUGUGUGUGCGUGUGUGUACAUAGUGCGUGAGAGAGAUCCUGUCGUUUUGUUUGAGCAGGGGAAUCGAAUGGGAUGAAUGUCGAUCGAACUGGAUUCGACUGGUGUUGAUCAAAGACGGCCGAGAUGGAAACCGGUUGGCGGUGAACAAAAUUUGAAAGACAUUUGAAAUUGUGUGCCAUUACUUCUUUCAACUGGGAAAUCUUUUAUCGACGUCAAAUCAAUCAGACGUCACUAUGUGCGCGCGUUAUAGUUGUCUACACUGGAAAUUUGUCGCCGAUAAGAAAUGAAUCCCACAGCUGGGCGAUCUUUGGUGGAAAAACAAGAGAGCAUCUCUCACUCGAGUCACACACAUUCUGGGUCGCUGGGCAGGGCCGAUUGGAAGUUGCCUCCGCAGUGCCAGGAGCCCCCCAAUAAGAAAAGCAACCAAUCUCUCUAAUAUGAUGGAUACCCCCACCAGCAGCACCAGUAACAACAAUAACAGCCGUCAAGUGAUUCUGGAAGGCGGACUACCGUGGGGCUUCCGGAUUCAAGGAGGAUCCGACACUGGCGUCCAACUCCGCAUCGCUCGCGUGAAUCCUGGGAGCAAAGCAGCGCUGCAAGGCAUCCGGGAAGGCGACGUGAUUACGUCGAUGAACGGCCAACCGACCGAGAAAGAAGUCACCAACAGUCAAGCUCACGCACUUCUAAAAGAAGCCGGACCCACUCUGCGCCUCGGUUUAAAACAGGGGUCCACUCUGACCAGACGACUCUUCAAAUCGUCGAGCGGAGCGUCAGUUUCAUCCAUCGCAUCCGCCGCUGACGUCAACCCAACAUCAUCAGGUAACGGCGGCGUAGCCGCUCAGUCGACAUCGACCAGUCACAACAGUAGCAGCAACGGCAGCGGCGGAGUUCAAUCAUCUUCGUCCACCACCAACACUACAUCUACCAGCUCCACCACCACCAAGACAUCGGUGCUAACCAGAUCAGACGAACGGCUGGCGGAAGAAAACGUUCCAGAAAGGCCAGCUCGAUGCGCCAAGAAUAAGCGUAGUAAAAGUAGUAGUAGUAGAUCUACCAGCAGCAACAACAACAACAACAACGCGUACAACAAUAGCGGAACGGAAGAGAGUGAAGACGAGACCGUCGACUGCCAUCGCAAUCUGACGGGACUGAAAUCCGGUCCGUCUUCGCCGCCGGCAGCCGCUGCUGCCUCCUCUUCUUCAGACGAUCCGCUCGAAGGCAUCCAUUCCAUCUUGUCUGAAAUGGAGAGAGAAAUCCGGCACACGGGGAUCGAUCCGCAGUCAGAGGCCAUCAUGGCCCAUCUGCCGCCGCCGGACGGGGGAGCCUCGGUCGAGCCGCGAAUCGGCGGACUAACAAUAGAAGAAUUCAUUCACUUUCUGGCGCUCCUGGAACGCGUCAAGGAGCAACACAUUGACACGAAAGAAUCUGGCGACGAUCCAGCAGCCGGAUCGGGCUCGGCCACUCCGUCGGCUCCCGCCGAGCGGACCAGCCCUUACGACAAUAUAAUCCGAUCGCUGGGGCCGGAUCAUCCGCUCUAUUGCAAUGUGGCCACCUCGCCCAGGAUCAGUCCGCCUUCCGACGAGGAUCGAUCCCGAGGAUCGUCUUCCUCUUCAUCGCCUUGCUCAUCGGAUGAGGAUGCCGGCCAAUUCCAGCUGCCCGACGGAAAGUCUGCGACUUUGCCCGGAUUCUCUUUCCUCGAGCGGCUCUUCCUCCGCCGCUACUUGCACGUCAUUCCGGAGGAGGUGGCCAGCGACUGCGGAAGCCACAGCGCCCGGCUCAGCCGAGCUCUCAGCGGACUCUCAUCCGCGCUCAGCUAUCUGGAAGAUGUCGACGACGAUCGAUUCUCGCACGAAUCCGUCGGAGAUGAAUUUCCGGACUUUGCAUCCGGCGGAUCCCUAACGCCCGUCCCAAACCCAACGACAAACGACAGCGAAGCCAAUGCGGUUCUAGUUCCAGUAGAACCGGAAGGCGACCGAGUAGAAGCUCCCGAGUGCAUCCAGCAGCAGCCUGUCACUCACAGCGAUUCCGCAUUGCAAGUCGAGAAGGCAAGACAAAAUGCGGAAGCGGAAUCGCCCGUCGAUGUGACUGAACGCCGCAUUAUUCCGCCGGAAGAUGAAUUUUCCAUCGUCUUGGCAGUCCCCGUCAUGAUAGUCGACUCGAGCGACUACGAUGAUCCGGCGGAUUCGCCCACAGAAGAUCGGGCCCCUUUCAUCUCUCCAACUUCAUCCAAUCUGCUGGAAGAAGAAGCGGAUCGUCCCACGCAUUUCCCCCAAGUGCUGGAUGAGAUGAACGACCGACAAGGAAUAAAUGAGGAAGAUGAAAAAGCGGAUGAAGAAGCCAAAGAAAAGGAGAAAAUGAAAGAAGAAGAAGAAGAAGAAAAUCAAAGCGAAGUGACUUCAUUGGCGGAUUAUUGCGAGCUGCUUGACGAAUCUCUGCUGCCACUCAGCGUCCUAAUGAUGCAAACAUCCGGCGGCAGCAGCGUCGGCGGCUGCUGUCGUGACUGUGACGAAACGACGGGCCAACGGCCGUCGCAUUCAGAGCGGAACGACCCGCCGACGGAAGACUACGCCUGCUCGUGCUCUCUAGGCUUCAGCGACGACGAUGAUGAUGAUGGAGACAACGACAACGACGACGACGACGACGUUAAUGUCGGCCACGAUGACAAUAAUCAACAGCCGGUGAUAAUCGAUUCCGGCGAGGUGGCCAUUCCGCUGCCGCCGGCAGCCGACGGAUUAACUGGAAUGACGACAGUUCAAGAAGAAGAAGACACUAAAGGAGAACAUGGGCCCGAUGGCGGCGACGACACUUUAACAAUGGAUUCCAUCCAUCGGGCGGAUGGCGAGGAGAAAAUGUCGUCGGUGAUUGGAGAAACGACGGUGAGUGGAACAUCGGUGGUGACGUUGAUUGACGCCAAAAUCGUCAGCGUCGAUUACAAACCCGUGCAGCUGAUUCGUUCCAGCGCUCAACUCCGUCACGCUGGUGAUGGUGGAACGGCGGAAACUCUGGACGAGUUCCAGCCGGCAGCGGCCCCGGACGCUGAAAAUAGACAAUUAGCGGGCGAAAAUCCAGCAGAGACGGACAGCAGGCGGACGAUGGGACAAGUGUCGAAUGAAGAAAGUGAUCCGGUAUUAGCUGCUGCCCGUUUUACGGCGGACGAUUCCGGUUUAGUGGAAGCGGCGAUGACUGAAUUAUCAUCGGCGGGGGUCAAUCAACCGGAAUUGAUUAUUCCGGUUGACCAGGGCGUCUGCAGUUCCACGGCGAAGAAACACGGACGCGUCGUUGAUGAAAUGCGGAGGCUAUGGGAAACGCGUUGCGCUGCCGAUUCGUCGACAAUUCCGGCCAUUCCGUCUGAUCCGGAUAACGAACAAGACAAGGAUACAUCCUUCGAGUAUGGAUCGGAUCAAGCGACUCCGGUUCCGGAAGAAGAGCCGUCUGCCGCUAUCGUCGAGUCGCCGGCGGUGGUGAACGAUCCGGUGCGGAUGAAAUCUAUCCAAGAAUUCCGGAUGCUUUGGUCCGGAUGGCCUCCACCUCCACCACUCCCUCCACCUCCCGAGCAUUACGGCGCAUCCGAGACGGAAACGGGUUACUCCACUGACGGAUCGGAGCCGUUCCGGCAACGGCGGAGGAGAGCAGCCCAAGCUCUGAUGAGCUCCGUCCCGACGCCUCCGCCGAGACCCACGCCACCUAGGGACGAAAACUUGUAUCGACUACGAUCCGAUCACUCCGGAUGGCACGACCGCCCGCCGGAACCUCCGCUGAGGUACCAGCCGUAUCUCGGACAACGCUACCAACCGCUGUGCUAUUAUUCCGCGCCGGAAGCGGACGAAGAAGAAGACGACGAGCGGGUGAAGGCUCGCCUGCUUGCCGACUGGCUGGUGCUGGCCAACCGAAAGCGGAGUCACUCGCCAUCCAGCGGCACCUACCGAUCGAUCCAGCGCUCCAAUUACAGCACGCUGACGUCGACGACGACGACAACCCGCGACACAUCCGCCAGGGAAUCGGAAUCGGAGGCCUCGGACUACAACGAUCGGACCGACUGCGCCACCGCCAUCCGGCGCUACCGGCGACGCCAGCGAGUUGACGAGUAUCUGUCCCAUGGAUCUUCGUCAUCGCUUUUGUCGACGCCCUAUCUAGCCAGUAGUCCUAAACCAGGUGUUUGGUCGCCGGGUCAGCAACAACCGUCGAGUCCUCCGGAGAGGGACAGCAACAACCACCAGCAGCAGCACCACCGUCAGUCGCAGCCGGUAGUAGUCUCUUCCGGCAGCAGCAACGGCAGCAGCCAGCAGCAGCCGCCACCGCCAAUUUGGAUUCCGUCCAGCCAACAGCCUAGCCCGAAAUCAGAGCGGAAAGAGUUCCGGCCAGUCCGGCUUGAAGCAUUGAAGAAACAGGCGUCCGCCCAACAGCAGCAGCCGCAGCAGCAACAACAGCCCCAGCAGCGCGAGGGAGGCCAGAAACCACCUGGGGGUGUUGGCAACAACGGUACCAAACCGGCGGCUCCGACCAGUUUGCCACCUUUUGCUACAACCACAUCCACCGCAGCAUCUCAUCCAUCCACCAACGCCCCAACCACCUACUCCUCUUACUUGUACCCGUCCAGCUGGGACAAUCAGCGCCAGCAAAAUGCCCCACCGUACGGCAACAACAGUGCAAACAGCACACCCAUAAACACACCGGCCAGCGAGCACUCGGUUUUGACCAGCACUUCGACCAAUUUUUCCGCUUUGUCUUGGGACCGGAGAACAAACGGCGGGUCCACUUAUAGUGGCGGUUCGGGAUCGACAACACCUACGCCUUCGUUACAGCCUUUGCUUCCGCCGGCCACAUCUUCGACGCCAACCAGUCACCUGCCCAAGGUGCCCAACACCACCGUCACUCUCCUACAGAAAGCCAGAGAGGGACAAUUGCCGAAAGGUGCCGCUUACCUGGACAGCCCCAAACAAGGCGAACGUUCCGGAAAUCGCCUAGGUCAACCACCUCCGCCCCAACAGCAACUGUACCGUAGCCCAUACGAGCAAGUGUACAGCAUCCAGCGCGAGUAUAACGUGCCCUCAACGACUUCUUCAUCUGGCCCCGGCGUUUCACAAGCCAACGGCGACGAAAAUAGCCAACAGCCAGCGGCGGCAUCUUCUUCUUCUUCUUCUCAGCCGCAAGAAACGCGCAAGUUUGUCGAUUUGACGGCCAACAAAUUUAGCGGCGUCGGACCCGUUUCCAACGAAGGCGUUCCCAUCGCUUUGCGCUCGGGCAUAAGAGAAGAGGAUCAUCAUCACUGGUACCGGCGUAUGUACGAGUCCUUACACAGGGCAGGAGGUCCAGGAGAUUACGUCACUGUACGCUACAAACCUGGUCGUGGACGAGGUGGAGGCUACCAAUCGGAGCCGGAUCAGAACCGAUACGAUUACGAUUCGGAUGCCGGUCGUUACGCAACUUUGGAUCGCAGACGUCAACGCAUCCACAACGAUUCCGAAUCUAACGGCGGAUCACCUUCGCGAAUAACGAAUCAAGAAUCUGAAUCCUAUCGUUAUCAACCCGGUCGGAUUGAAGAUUACGAGCCGGGAAUCCGUUCUUCUAUCACUCAGCCUCAGCCAGUCAAACAGUCACCCAAGAUCAGCAUCCCCAGCAAAUCGUUUACGAAUUUUGCUUUGAAAGAAUCUGGUUACGAGAGUGACUCUCAACUAGUCUUUCGACGGCGUUAUCCGGCCGAUUCGGCCGAAGGGGGUACUGGACCGACAACUCCGGCAACCGAUCCGCAAGAGCAGCGUCUUUGGUACCGCGACAUCCAGCGUGGAGGCGAGGUGCCAUUGCACGGACUCCGCAAACAACAGCCCGAUCGACCACAAGACGAGUCGACCGAUCCGUUCGAUCGUCGAAUAGGCAGAAGCGAGAAACAGCGCAAAAGAGAUCCUUGGCGCUACAUCCGGUUCAAAUCCAAGUCUCCGACUCCGCCGUCGACGCAGAGACGACGCUACCGAUUCCUCUCCGUUCCGGCCGUUUUGAGCCGAUUGCAAAGCUGCAAAAUGUUCCGCAGCGGAAGCAGCAAACGACAGUCGAGCGCCACCAGCAGCCCGAACGCGUCGGAAGAACGCCACCAAAAAAGCACCGGAACGUCGACCGCCAAAACGACAGUUUCCAUCGGGACUUCGACUUCUUCCAAGGGCAAAACUUGGCGCCGGAUUAAAUCCGGAAACGGUACGAGUGGUACGACCAAGAAAUCUCCGAAACCAACAGCGCCCAGCCCCGUUGACGGAGGAUUUGUUCAGCGGGAAGAAACGGCAACGCCGUUGAUGGACGACAUUACCGCAGUUCCUCAGCCCGUCCAACCGAUUGAACCGGAAUCCCAAGAGCUGGAACCUUUGCCGCCUCCUCCUGUAGAAGAUAUGCACGUCGAGCAGCCGCCGCUUCCACCUCCACCGCCUAUCAAAGCGGCGAUGGAAUCGCCGGAGUUAAAGCAGCGGUCAACACAACAACGCGUUCCGUCCCGUCCGGCGCUUCCGUCUUUUCCGGCCUUUCCGACCUUGUCUCCACUUCAAUCCCGUCCGGCUAAGAAGAAAUCGUCUGGCAGUAAAUCGGAGCCGGCCCUGAACGUCUACCUCCAUACGCGUCAAAUGGUUUCGCAAUCGAAAUUCCGGCGGAUGCAGGACGAGCCAGUCGCUCAAGAAGAGACGCCCAAAAUGACCAGAUACCAGAAACUGGCCCGCGACACCAAAAAUCUGGUGGCUAGAAUUUCUGGAGAGAUUCCGAGCACAGAAAAAAUCCGCCAAGCGCUAAAACUUCCAGCCGGAAGCAACGGCAAUGGAAAUGGCUCCAACGGCAACGGAUCUAACGGCAAGAAUAACUCCGACGUGGACGUCACCGAUCCUGAAUUCAUUUGCGAUGAGCAGACGGCGGCUAUUCUUUUAGCCGAGCUGGAAGGCAAACCGGAAUCGGAAUCUCAGAAAGCGGAUGGUGCAGCAAGCCAGAAGGCUGAAUCACCGGUCCAGCAGCCGCCAAAACAACAACAACAGCAGCCAGAAUCAAAACAAGAGCAGAUGCAAGAACAACAACAACAACAACCGCAGCAACUUUCGGAACAUUAUCAUUUUGUUGUCCCGCUUGAAAAUAGAACUGAAGACGGGCAAGGAGAUUUUUAUUCUUCCCGUUCCACCGCCGGCAGUCCGGAAUACAUCAAGACUCAACGUUUCACCCAGCUGCGCUCCCUUUAUCGCAGCCUGGAACGGCUCAACGAGCUGGAAAAAUUGGUGCCGACUGACGAGCUGAACCAGGUGGCCAGCACCGAUGGCAUCAUCGACUUUGAUUUGUGGCGCCGGUUGAGGCAGCGAGAAAAGGCCCAGGAAGAGAUGAGGAAUUUGGCCACCUGGAUUCAGGCGGCACAAAGAGAAGGCGAGUGCUACUUUGGCACAUCGCCGCCACCCAAGUGGCAACGCGGAGCCGAUCCAGGACUCCGCAUCAAAGAACAAUCCGUCCGUCACUUGACGGACAAAUACAAGACUUUGGCGGAAGCCAAACGCUAUUCGACUCAAUCGCUACCAAGGAACUUUGCCCAGUGUCCGGAUGGCAGUCGAGCGGAAUCUCCGGUAUCGACUGGACGAGUCAGUCGAUCCAGCCAGAGGCGCAGCAGUUUGACGGGAAAGCAGAUGGCCGUUUUGAAAUCGCAAUUAUCCCGCGUCUAUACUCCGCCGAGCCGUUACGAGACGGUCGUCUCUCCGCAAAGACCGCCCCGGAAGCUUCCGGAAUCGUUGCUGAACCCCAAACUCUACGUCCGAAGUGUGUCCGAAUCCAGUCGUGAUUGCACGCUCGCCAGACUGGAACAGCGACGCAAUCGGCUAAUGGAAUCGCAGAAGGCGUUGUCCAUCGCCGGAAGUGGACGUGCCGUCCAUCGCUCUCAGUCGGCAUCCGCACCCAAGCAGCCAAAUAUCAGCGAAGCGGAACGCCGUAGUUUAUCUAUGCGGCUCGGUGCGGAAGUCAAACAGCGUUACAUCGCCGGCCAGCCGCCCGCCACUCCGCAUCAACAGCCGCGAUCCACCAGAGCGGCGAUCCAGUACGUUCAACAGUUGAGCCAGCACAUGUCGAGAAAAUUGGCCAGCUCCCCGCGGAUGAUGUCGCCCAGUUCGCCGGGUCCUUAUCGAACUCAUCAAUCACGUAGCUCGUCGCGCGGAAGCUCGGCCAGCAGCCAACAAGAUUACUUGCUCGUGCUGACACCUCGCGGGCGGAAUAAAGCCGACGUGGAAUCAGCUGUUCAAGAAUGGGCCGAUUCGGCCGUCGUUGGCAAAACUCCUUCUCCGACUCCGGCUGUUCCGCAGCGCUCAAGCAGUUUGAAUAUCCGCGCCAACUUGGAAGAAGAUUCUCACAGUUCAAACUCGUCCGUCCAGACGGUCAUCCAUCGCGACGUCCAGAAGAAAGUGGAUUUCUUUGAGAAGGUCAUUGCUGACUCGGUUGGCGAUCCUUGCGACUUGGCCGUCGUUCCAUUUCGGACUACUCAGAGCGUCAAUGACCUGCGCCGAUCCGCUUCGACAUUGGUGGGCCGUCGCCGGACCCGCUGCGCCGUAGUUCCGCAGAGGUCGCAAAGUCUUUCACUCCAACGGCCCGGAUCAUCCGCUUCUGCUUACGGAUCCAUGACCGAUCUCCGUCUUCAUCAGCUGAUGGAUCGAGUCAAAAGCUCGUCGCCGAGUCCUUCCGGCCGUAGAUCAUCUCCCGGAAGCGUGUCCGGAGGCGGAAGCCAUUACAUUAAUUUGGUCAAGAAAGGCGACGUGGUGAAGAAAUGCCAAUAUUUCAGUUCGCCAAGAGUUGACCAACCAUCACAGCAGCAGCAGCAACAACCGCAACAACAGAAGCCAGUCCAGAGGCAGUCGAGGCCGGCAACUCCGCAACUAUCCAGCCGUUCUGUUCCUGAUUCGCUUCCGCUUUGGAGUGCGACGGAAAAAUUCAAUCGCAACAAAACGGUCAUCAAAGGGCAAGAGAUGGGCGACGUUAGUUUCAUCAAGCGCCGCUACGAGCAGGAGCAGCCGAGGAAUCGCUUCCGGAGCCAGUUCGGUUCGGCUUCGACUCCGUCACUGCAGGAUGGCGGAGCGAGCGGAAGUUUCAGCUGGAGUCGUCGUUUGGCAGCCGCCGCUAACAAACGGGUCUCGUUUCCCAAUUUUUCGUCGCUAAGUAGAGCCGGAAGCCGGAAUGGAAGUGACGCCGGAAGUCGGUCAGGGGGUAAGAAAAUGGAUUUCACUCGUGUCAAACCUACUUUACUCUCCUCUGCACGGCUGGCCCUCCGUCAAGCACAAACGGCCGCCGAUCCGACGGCUCAUCAACACACUAUCGGCGGAAGAAUCAGCCGACCUAUCACCCGCAACUCUUCUGCCGCUGGUGGAUCCUACAAUGACAUUCCCUCUACCCUUUCUUCCGUUCUUCCACCCAGCAACACCCAGACGACCACUACUGCCACCCAUUCAACAACCAAAACUACUGUGGCUAGUCCUGAUAUGAGUUUUAAAUCCACUUCAGAAGGAUCCAUCCGAAGCCGUCGAUCCAUGUCCAGCCCGCUUCCGGCAAUUCCGGUAUCCACUUCAGCUGCUGCGUCUAAUGUGACUCCAAAUCCACCUGGAAAUACGCAGUCCGAAACAGCCCAUUCCAAAGCGGUUCCUAAAGAAUCCAUCAGUGCCAAAAUGACGCCAGCCAGUAAACCGGCAGCAACUCAAUCCAGCUCUCCAGUAGGACAUGUCACUCCAGAGGCAGACUACCAACCAGUGGCCUCUUCUACCUCUCAUUCCGGCAAUUUCGAUCCAUCCAUGCAUCAGCCAAUUUAUCGCUACACUCCGCCACCUCCGCGUUCAGGGGGUCGAUCCAACCGAAUCCAUUCCGUUUACGAUUUAUACGCCACGUAUCCCCGCCAGAGAGCCGGAAUGCAGUCUCCAUCUCGCCCACCUCUUCCAGCAGAGUGGGCUCACCUAACCAGCCCCCGCAAGCCACGAGCAACCAAUCAAGCAGGCGCAGCGCACAGGUUCGCCGAGUCGGAGGUGACCAUUCAUUACCGCAGUCCUAUCCGCAACCUGCAGCAAAGCGGUCAACAGCAGACGGAAAUCGACGAGGAGGAAUUGAGGCAGAUGCAGGCGGAGCACAUGAGACGCGUUUACGAACAGGAGCGUAGACGGAAAUACAUCCAAGAACUGGAAGAUAUCGAGUCUCGACGUCACAUGGAUAACUUUACGCCGCUAAUGAAAUCCCCGAUCCCGUUGAACCGUUAUGAUGACUUUAUGGAUGAUCAACCGGUGCCGAUGGGCCGUUCUGGCAGCCAGAACCAGCCACAACGCGACCGAACUCCCGAGCCUAAAAUAGUAGCUCGCGGCCUCUACAACUUCGUGGCUCAAAACGCCCGGGAAUUGUCGUUUCAAAAAGGAGAUAUUAUCUUCAUCCGGCGACAGAUUGAUAAGAAUUGGUACGAGGGAGAACACAAUGCCAUGGUAGGCAUCUUCCCUGUCAAUUACGUCGAGAUCGUACCUUACGAUGGAGUACGAUUGACAAACCGUAAACCCAGCGAAGGCAAAGGCAGAGUCAAAUUCAAUUUUGUGGCCCAGACGCCGAUUGAAUUGUCUCUGGUUAAAGGGGAAUUGGUAAUCAUCACGAGACAAGUGGACGAGCACUGGCUAGAGGGUCGCAUCGGUCAACGCCGUGGCAUAUUCCCCAUUUCAUACGUCGACAUUAUCCAGCCUUGUUCUUCACCUCCUUCCAACCAAAAUGUCAAGACCCCGACAACGAGCGGUACCGCUCUAAUUACUAACGGAUCUCUCCGUUCAACUCAUAAUUACCAACAAUUACGCACUCAGCAGCCGCAGCACUUUUCCAUGCAACAGAAAAUGAGCCCGGCGAAUGCGACAUCUCAGCAUCAGUACCGAACAGCUCCAGCACAGUAUAAUAAACCCAGCAGUUUGAUGGUCGACACUCGCUCCGAUCCCGUCCUAUACCGAGCGCUUUACACGUAUGCACCGCAGAAUGAUGACGAGCUUGAACUGCAAGAAAGCGACAUGAUCUGCGUGCUGGAAAAGUGCGACGACGGUUGGUACGUGGGCACCAGCCAGCGUACCGGCCUCUUCGGUACCUUCCCGGGCAACUAUGUCGAACGCGUUUGAUGAGAGUUUUCAAACCCGUCGCUUGACAUAAUUGAAUGAAUCGAUGCGUUGAAAGACAAACAAACAAAACACAUACACCACCUAUCUGCAACACAUUUCGAUUCUCUAAAUAUUGUUACGGUUAUUACUAUUGUUCUGUUCAUCACCUAUAUAUUUCUUAUUCUCUCAUUUAUCAUUUGAUACAGCAACAGCGCCAAAGAGUCUCUCAUUUGAAUCAGAACGUGAAUCGCAUCAUUUAGUUGGUCAUAUUAUAAUAUUCUGCUAUACAAGUUUCUUGAGCUUUUAUUCAAUCAUUCAAAAAUCAUGACAUUUGUGUUAGAAAAGAUUCUUUUUGGUGGUUUUUAUUGUCUGAAAGAUUUAACCUAUCCAUCGUCUUCCUAUUUGAAGCUGUCACACCGUGAAUUUUCUUGUCAAAAGAGUCAUCCGGAAGAACAAGGUUUUUGGCAUUAAAAUGAAUGAGCUGAUUGAUGUUUGAUUAGGAGGAGAGUUAUGUAUUUUAUGUGGAUCAUCAGUUUCCUCAUUGAUGUACAGUUGUACACGAUUAACUUGGAAAAUAAUCAGAGAAUGCCAACGUUAGAGAGUGCCUUGGAUGGUGGAGACCAUGUACACAACAAACAUACUAUACUCACACCCAUUACAGCCAAUAGCGUUCCGAUAUGUUGUGUGUCACCCAUGGAAGUGAAACAUUUCGUUCGCGUUAUAAUGCAUCACUCGUAUUAAUCGCACUAAUCACAUACAUUAAUUUUGUUUAUUAUUCAAUAUUUUUAUCGUCAGUAAUGAUAGCCUAUCCCAUUGAAAUUCUUUUUCUCCUUUUCUGCUGCUCGAAAAAUCAUUUUUUCCCUUCUAAUCUAUAUCUAGAAUGGUUUCUCUACAAUUUAAUUACACGACUGAUUGUUA